AUGGACUAUAAGACACUUGCCCAAGAAACUGCUCAAGAAAUUUUAGGAUACAAUCAAGAUACAUCAGGCUGGAAAGUGGUUAAGACUUCAAAAAAGAUAACUGUUUCCAGCAAGGCUUCUAAAAGAUUCCAUGGAAAUCUAUAUCGUGUUGAAGGAAUAAUUCCAGAAUCAACAACUAAGCUAUCUGAGUUCCUCUACAAACCUGAAAACAGAGUUACAUGGGAUAAAUCAUUGAAAGUGUACAAUAUGGUACACAAGAUUGAUUCGGACACAUUCAUAUGUCAUACCAUUACACAAAGUUUUGCCAUGGGCUCAAUUUCCCCCCGAGACUUUAUCGACUUAGUAUACUUCAAGCACUGCGAAGGGAAUAUGGAUAUUAUCAGUUCUAACAGUGUGGAUUUUCCAGCAUACCCACCAUCGUCAAAUUACAUACGUGGUUAUAACCAUGCUUGUGGCUAUAUAUGUUCUCCUCUGAAAGAGAACCCAGCACAUUCCAAACUAGUGAUGUUUGUCCAGACAGAAAUGAAAGGAAAAUUGUCCCCAUCAAUAAUUGAAGCAACCAUGCCUUCCAACUUAAUAAGCUUCAUCCUCAAUGCAAAAGAUGGAAUAAAAGCACACAGAAUUCCAUCAGGACACGGAUCUCAUCCUAACGGCCACUCAUCUUUCCUAAAAAAGAAAUGA
Puma concolor (puma) is the source of this 681-nucleotide messenger RNA. RefSeq names its product StAR related lipid transfer domain containing 6 (gene STARD6). Gene Ontology annotation, molecular function: lipid binding. The record is from RefSeq and is a predicted model, not a curated record. NCBI's taxonomy places the organism in Eukaryota, Metazoa, Chordata, Mammalia, Carnivora, Felidae.